Messenger RNA from Kwoniella shivajii, 900 nucleotides. RefSeq lists its product as uncharacterized. Gene Ontology annotation, cellular component: cortical endoplasmic reticulum; Golgi apparatus. Lineage: Eukaryota; Fungi; Basidiomycota; Tremellomycetes; Tremellales; Cryptococcaceae. Bases 1 to 900 code for a protein of 299 amino acids. The transcript is spliced from 3 exons. Gene Ontology annotation, biological process: sphingolipid metabolic process; intracellular sterol transport; sterol metabolic process. The record is from RefSeq and is a predicted model, not a curated record.
AUGCCAGUAUGUACGCAUUGUGCAUACCCUGCAGACUACGUAUACACUACCUAUAAGACGAAAUCGAAUAUCCGUCUAGGAGUCUGCCUACGAUGUGAUCAAUUCUUAGAUCCAUUGAUUGAACAUCCCGGUCUUGUCAUUUUACUGGAUUUGAUAUUGCUCAAACCACGAGUCUUCCUUCACUUGCUAUUCAACAUGGGAUCACCUCCAUUCGACGCCGAUAAGGGUAUUGCUAUCCCUGCACUUGAUCAACAGAGACGAAGAGAGUACCAAAUUCGCAAAGACAUGAUGAAACUGAUACUCAUAAGCGCAAUUGCCGAAACAGCUCUUCGAGUACUUCCUCAUAUGAUCUCAAGCUCAGGAGUAACACCAGCCCACAUAUGCGCAAUUGCCGGAACCGUAUUUCUCGAAGGAAUUGCGCAGCAUAUCGUCACCAUUACUCUGGCUUUACAAGCGCUGAAACAUAGGAGAUGGUAUCCCUGCGACCCCCCUGAAGCUGAAAAGGAUGAUGCAAAGAGCGACGGUCGCCAAAAACAUUUCUUACCGACACUGAUUCCUCUGACCAUACUGUAUACCUCGAUCAUACCGCUAUCUCUUCAGCUACUAUUGAUGAUAUGGGUUACGCCGUCACAAUCACAUCUCACAACGACAUCUCUCUUCUCUACUCUACCGUUCAUUGUGCCACAGCAAUUAUUGGAGUUGGAAAGAGCGCUGAUUGAAGCAUGGGCACACACAGAUAAAAUAUGGAUUGGCACCAGGUUGCUGGGAGGUAUGAGUGCUGGGUUCGGCCUUAGGGUAUUGUUACCCACCAAGCCAUGGGAGACGACCGUGAUCAUCUUGGCUGGAUGGAUGAGCGCUGCAUUCAUUGGACAGAUGGCGGAAAGAUUACUUGUCAAGUGA